UAAAUGCUCUUCAAAACAACAUUCAUGGUGGUUCAUGGAUUUAGCAAAACAAGAAACUAUAAUGAUUAUGAUGAAACAUAGUAACCAGAAAAGGGGGAAGACUAGCUUAGCUAUUAAGGAUGGUAAUACGAAUCAAAUAUCGAUUAUUUCGUAGUAGAUUAUAUUGCUCCAUGCCUCCAUUAGUGUGAAUCCAAUGACAGGUGGACAUGUAAAUGUCCAUAUAUAAUCAGAGCUUAGUAAUGCCUCUUAUAUGUCAUGCAGCAACCUGUACUAUAACUAAAAAUUAAGCCUCUCUCUUCAACUACCUCAAGUUACCAUGUAAGCAAAUUCCCUCAAGUAACAAAUUUAAACAACAAAUCUCAAAAUUUCCCUUUUUCUAGGCUUUAUCUCUAGCAUCUCAUCUUUAACAACUUAACAAAAGAGAGAGAGAGAAGGAAAGAAAAGCUAUUUUUUAGCAUCAAUCUAUUUGCGUAAGCAGUGUUCAAAGUCCAAACCCAUCAGAUCCAGCUUUUUAACGUUUAAAAGAGUGCACUUAGGGCUAAAACCCAUAUGGUACAUAAGGCUAUCUUUUGGCUUCUCUUAGCUAACCUAUUACAACAUUAUCUAGCAAUUAAAGCUGAAGUGCCAGCAGUUAUAGUCUUCGGGGACUCCUCUGUUGAUACAGGCAACAACAACGAGCUCGCCACAUUCUUGAAGAGCAACUUUGAACCAUAUGGUCGUGAUUUCUUUGGAGGUGAACCCACUGGGAGAUUCUCCAAUGGUCGUCUUCCAUCAGACUUCAUUUCCGAGGCAUUUGGGCUGAAACCAAUAGUUCCUGCCUUCUUAAAUCCAAACUACAACAUAGAUGAUUUUUCUACCGGAGUUUGUUUUGCAUCUGCCGGUACAGGAUAUGAUAAUGCUACAUCUGAUAUGCUAUCUGUUCUCCCUCUGUGGAAGGAAAUAGAGUAUUAUAAGGAAUAUCAGCAGCAGUUGAGGGACUAUCUAGGUGAUGAGAAAGCUAACAGAAUUCUUGAAGAAGCAAUGUACCUAAUAAGCAUGGGAACCAAUGAUUUCCUAGAGAACUACUAUCCACGAACAAGAAGACGGUUGGAAUUUAGUAUUGAAGAGUAUCAAGAUUUCCUUAUAGGGAUUGCUGAAGAUUUCAUAGUUGAUCUAUAUAAGCUCGGAGCUCGAAAAUUAUCCCUUGGUGGGCUUCCUCCAAUGGGAUGCUUGCCUCUGGAAAGAACCACAAACAUCAUGUUUAAACGCCAAUGCAUAGAAGAAUACAACCAGGUGGCUAAGGAGUUCAAUAUGAAAUUGGCGAAUUUGGUGGACAAGCUGAAUCAAGAUCUGAAGGGGUUACAGCUGGUGUUGUCAAACCCUUAUGACAUCCUCUUGGAGAUGAUUCAGAAACCAUCUUCUUUCGGAUUUGACUCUGCAGAUGUAGCAUGUUGCGCAACUGGUUAUGUUGAAAUGGGUUACAUGUGCGAUCAAGACAACCCAUUCACAUGUGCAGACGCUGACAAGUAUGUAUUCUGGGAUGCUUUCCAUCCUACUGAAAGAACAAAUGGUCUUGUAGCCACUCAUCUGAUGAAAAAAUGGUCAACAAAAUUUCUAUAAUAAGGUAUAUGAUCCCUUCUUGUUGCAUUUCCUCUUACAAUGCAAGAGUGCAUAAUAUGCAUCAUUGCAAUGCCCCGUAAGAAACGACACAAUCAAAAGACAAGCAGUCACCUGAGUCCUUAGAGUACAAAGUUCUGUUGAUUUAAUGUUCUAGGAGAGACUGCAACUGAAACGAAUUGCUACGGGAAAACAAAGAGAUAUACAUCCAAUGUAUUCUUAUGCUCACUUACAAUUCGAAGCAAAAGAAUACAAGAAGUUACAACUA
Molecule: messenger RNA, 1864 nt
Organism: Beta vulgaris subsp. vulgaris (sugar beet)
Lineage: Eukaryota; Viridiplantae; Streptophyta; Magnoliopsida; Caryophyllales; Amaranthaceae
Product: GDSL esterase/lipase At4g26790
Exons: 3
Coding region: 550-1599 (349 amino acids)
Molecular function (GO): hydrolase activity, acting on ester bonds
Source: RefSeq, a predicted model, not a curated record